Brassica napus (rape) is the source of this 3552-nucleotide messenger RNA. RefSeq lists its product as uncharacterized. The transcript is spliced from 3 exons. Lineage: Eukaryota; Viridiplantae; Streptophyta; Magnoliopsida; Brassicales; Brassicaceae. Gene Ontology annotation, biological process: proteolysis. Gene Ontology annotation, molecular function: nucleic acid binding; aspartic-type endopeptidase activity; zinc ion binding. The record is from RefSeq and is a predicted model, not a curated record. The coding region runs from base 1 to 3552 and encodes 1183 amino acids.
AUGAGUCGCAAAAAGAUGAUUAGGAAACCAGCCGCUUCCCGUAGUAGGAAUAUGACUUACCCUUUUGAUUGUGUGCAGAUGGCUAAUCGCGGGACAGGUGAUGAUGGACGAGGUCGGAUAUGGGGAGAGGGUAUGGAUUGGACAUGCGGAGGAUUGGGUUACAGAUCAGAUCAGGAGGAUGGAAAUGGCAUCAGUGAGAUGUUUGGACACGAUAGGACCCCUCUGCAGAGAACAAGAUCUUUUCCUGUGUACGGUAACAGGACUAGAGUGAGGGAAGACAGUUUGGCGAGUAUUGGCCCAAGUCGUAAUUGGGACCGGAGACAUCAACAUGAUCAAUCCGUUCAAUCACACCCAAGGCCAGAUCAGAACCGUGCCACUGAAGGACCACAAGAUCAAGGAGCGGAAAACACCUUGAAGCUUUUACAUGACGUGAUGACCGAGGCACUUGGUAACCAAGGCAGGCGUACUCAACCCCCUGAAGUUUCCAAGCUAUUAUCUACCAUGAAGAACAUUGGAUCCUACAAGUUCAAAGGAGGAUCCGAUCCUAUUGAAGCCGGCAAGUGGAUUACUAUGAUGGAGAAGAACUUUGAGGCUAUGGAGUGUCCGGAGGAGUAUCAGAAGAAGAUCGCGGUGUACUAUUUGGAAGGCGACGCAACAGGAUGGUGGGACAGUAUAGACAGGCAGCGUGGACACACCAUCACAUCAUGGGAAUCGUUCAAGGGAGAGUUUGAGAGGAAAUAUUUUCCUCCAGAAGCAAAGCAUCGGUUGGAGCGCCAAUUCAUGAACCUUGUUCAAGGAGAUAGGCCAGUGAGGAGUUACGAAUCUGAGUUCACAAGGUUGAGGCGACAUGUUUUUGAUGGGCGUGAAGAUGAAGCAACUAUGAUCCGUAACUUUAUGUACGGAUUGAAGCCGGAGCUUGGAAGUCGUUUAGCUGGAAGCAACUUUAGCAGCUUAUCGGAUCUGGUAGAAAAGGCUGUUAAUGUUGAGACUGUAUUGGAGGCUGAAAGGAAGACCUUACCACAUUCUGGUGGACACACCAAGUUUAGCCAAGGAGAAAGGCCAAAUUUCAACAAGGGUCCAAGAUCUUACAAAGGAAAAGGGCGAGGACUUGGAGGCCAAGCCAACAAUCGUGGUAACACUGGGGUAUGUUACACAUGUGAUCAGCCGGGACAUAUUUCGAGGUUUUGUCCCAAAAAUCAGCGGAAUAACCCAUGGAGUAACCAGCAGGGUUAUUCAUCGCUGAGGAUGGAAGAUGUUACUUGUUUCUUCUGUGGAAGGAAGGGCCAUUAUGCAUCGUCAUGUCCAAACAAGCCAAUCCCUGCGACCCCUCUCGCGAUCCGAGCUCCUCCUAGCCGUCCAGCUAUUGAGCCAGCACCAAAGAAACAAAACCUAGGAGGUAGAGUUUAUGCCUUAGGGGUAGAAAACCCAGACAAUGCAGGACCGUCAAGCGGUCCCAUCACAGGAACCAUACAUGUUGCUGGUAAACCCACACAUGUAUUGUUCGACUCGGGGGCAACACAUAGUUUUGUGACCCCUGAAGUAGCUGCCCGGUUUUGGGAUUGUUUUGUGGUUGACAGGAUAAACGUGGCCGUCUUGACCCCCGCAGACCGAACCCUUCAAGCAGAUCAGUGUAUCAAGAAUGUUCCAUUGGUCAUUCAAGGCAAAGAGUUUGUGGCAGAUUUGUUAGUCGUGCCUUUGAAAGGGUACGAAGUAAUCCUUGGAAUGGAUUGGUUAUCGGGCUACAGAGUUCAGAUCGACUGUGGAAAGGGAAGGUUGUUGUUUGGCAGAGGCAAACGACCAGAGAUGGUGUACUAUGGAAUCAGUCCUAGUAUGACCGUGUCUUUGGUAGCAGCAAUGAGAGUACAAGAUUUGUUUCAAGAUGGGGAAGUAUAUUUGGUGACCUUAUCGGUUAGUGGAGGAGCCACUAAUGAUGAAGUUAAGGUCGAAGACAUAGAAGUGGUCCAAGAGUUCGAGGAUAUCUUUGCACCACUAAAGGAAUUACCUCCACCUCGGAAUCUAUUGGAAAAGGGAUUAAUUCGGUCGAGCUCUUCACCUUGGGGAGCUCCUGUGCUAUUUGUGAAGAAAAAGGACGGAAGCAUGAGGUUGUGUAUCGAUUAUCGUGGUAUCAACAACAUCACGAUAAAAGAUAAGUAUCCUCUUCCGAGGAUAGACGAGUUGUUAGACCAACUAAAGGGAGCUAGUUGGUUUUCGAAGAUUGAUUUGGCAUCAGGGUAUCACCAAAUUCCUAUUGCCAAGUCAGACAUUAUGAAGACGGCGUUUCGGACGAGGUAUGGGCAGUACGAGUUUGUAGUUAUGCCCUUUGGUCUCACGAACGCACCUGCGGCUUUCAUGCGUUUGAUGAAUGAAGUGUUUCACGACUAUCUCGACAAGUUCGUGAUCAUUUUCAUUGAUGACAUCCUGGUGUACUCGAGAAGUAAGGAGGAGCACAAAGAGCAUCUGAGACUGGUUAUGGAAAGGUUACGGAAUCAGAAGCUAUUUGCCAAGUUCAGCAAGUGCUCGUUUUGGAAGAGAGAGAUAGGAUUUCUGGGUCACAUAGUAUCAGGAGAGGGCGUUGCUGCUGAUCCAGAAAAGGUCCAAGCCAUACGGGAAUGGCCUCGACCUACCACUGUGACGGAAGUAAGGAGUUUUCUCGGACUUGCGGGCUAUUAUCGGAAGUUUGUUAAGGACUUUUCCUCCAUUGCAAAGCCUUUAACUAAACUUACCGGUAAAGGAGUUCCUUUCUUAUGGGUGGAAGAAACCGAGAAGGCUUUCAAGAAGUUGAAGGAAGCUCUCACGACCGCACCUGUGUUAGCUUUGCCCGAGCAAGGUAAACCUUACACGGUUUACACGGAUGCUUCACGAGUUGGGUUAGGUUGUGUUCUUAUGCAAGAUGGGCGAGUCAUCGCGUAUGCCUCACGACAACUACGGAAGCAUGAGGAUAACUACAGUACACAUGACUUGGAGUUAGCGGCUGUAGUGUUCGCUUUGCGAAUUUGGAGAUCUUACUUGUAUGGAGAAGAAGUAGAGGUAUACACGGACCAUCAAAGUCUUAAAUACCUCUUCACUCAGCCAGAUCUCAACCUGCGCCAGCGUAGGUGGAUGGAGUUUGUGGCAGACUACGAUAUAAGGAUUCGCUACCAUCCUGGUAAAGCGAAUGUUGUUGCGGACGCCUUAAGUCGAAGAAAGUUGGACGCAGAUUUGGAGAAAGAAGUGGAGCUAUUGAACCAAGAGUUGAAACAAGUGAAGUUGGUCGUUUUGGAAGGGCAAGCGAGCGAGCCAUUGGGACUUCAAGCGGUGAAUCAGGCCAGCUUGAUUCAGAGAAUUCGAGAAGAACAAAUUAAGGAUGAGAAGCUACUGAAGAUUGCUGAAGAACUCAAAGGACAAGCCGGGCCAAAUAAUGCUGGAUACUACUUGGCGGAGGAUGGAACCUUGCUAAUUAAUGGGAGGAUCACGGUUCCUAAAGGACAAGGGCUGAGAGAUGAGAUACUAAGGAUUGCACACCAUUCUUUACUUAGUAUCCAUCCUGGAAGUUCAAAAUGUACCGAGACAUAA